UACUAUUCUUGAUUUAACUAACGAGAAUACGAAAUUAGAAACCGAAAAAGCCAGUUUAGAAACUCAACUCCAAGAAUUACAGAAAAAUAAAGGAUUAGAUGAGGAAGUAAAAAAAUUAAAAGCCCAAGUUGCCCAAUUGGAGCCUUACAAGCAGGAACUUUUGAAAAUAAAACGAGUGCAAACCAACCAAGAAUUGACCAUUUUUUUCCAAGCAAUGGAAAUCUCCAACAGUCUCAUUGGUAAAAGAUUUAAAAGUGAUGAAGUUUGGAAAAAAACAUAUGGAACCAAUUUUGACUAUGAAGACAUUGUUGAUGAAAAAUUAACCUUAGAAAAUAGAGAAAAUAUGAAAAUGGCCUUUAAAGUGGUAGCCUGUAUUUGUGCUACCGAAAAAGCCGAAGAAUUAAAAGCACAAUUAAAAAAAAUUGACGCUAAAUUAAAAAAGAGGAUUGACAACAUUAAUGAGAAUUGA
Molecule: messenger RNA, 469 nt
Organism: Racocetra persica
Lineage: Eukaryota; Fungi; Glomeromycota; Glomeromycetes; Diversisporales; Gigasporaceae
Source: the annotation of a GenBank genome assembly